This is a messenger RNA of Setaria italica (foxtail millet), 1452 nucleotides long. RefSeq lists its product as uncharacterized. The transcript has 3 exons. The record is from RefSeq and is a predicted model, not a curated record. Lineage: Eukaryota; Viridiplantae; Streptophyta; Magnoliopsida; Poales; Poaceae. The coding region runs from base 220 to 1137 and encodes 305 amino acids.
CCAGCAUUUCUUCCCCUUGCCGUUCCUGCAAGGCAACCGAACCAACCCCCGAAAGCCGAGACCUCCUCACCUGACCAUCUUCCCAAAUUCUUCCCCCCAUGCCGCCGAAUCCUCCUCUCCCCCACCCGCAAAACCGCGUCUAGGGUUCUCGCCUCCACCCACCGCGGCCCUACCCUCGUCUCAUCCCCUUCCCCUCCCGCACCGCCGCCGCCGCGGCAGAUGGCGCUGCUCGGCGACGCGCUGCGGCAGGCGUUCCUGAUGCCGCGGCGCGCCUACGCGGCGCUCCGCGACGACGAGCACUCCCUCCCGCGCCUCCGCCGCCCGCUGGCCGUGGCCGCCGCCUGCUGCGUCGCCGCCGCCGUGGCCGCCGCGGCGUGCGUCAGCCUCGGGAUCGUAUUCCCCGCCGAGCCCGCGGAGCGGCCCUUCUGCCGGGAGCGCCGCAUGCUGGAGGCGCUGCCCGCCGCCGCCAGCAGCAGGGAGGAGGAGCCCGAGGCGUACCGCUAUCGCGGGGGCGCCUUCUACAUGACCACCGCCGAGGCCGCCGACUUCUACUGGAUGGUCGUCUUCGUACCCUCCGCCGUCCUCUUCGGCGCCUCCCUCACCUACCUUGUAGCUGGAAUGUCUGUUGCAUAUGCUGCUCCAAGAAGGCAUCCCAUGAUCUGCAUUGUUGAGAAUAACUUCUGUGCUUCUAGAAGAGGUGGUGUUCGUUGCCUGGCUAUACUUAAUGCAGUUUUUGCAGUAGUAUUUGGUCUCAUGGCAAUUGUUCUAGGAUCAACAUUGCUGGCCUUAGGAAGUACAUGCUCUGUUCCACUUUUCUGGUGCUAUGAAAUUACAGCCUGGGGUUUGGCAAUUUUAUACGGUGGCACAGCCUUCUCCUUGAGAAGGAAAGCCGCAGUUGUCCUUGACGAGGGCGAUUACGCUACCCACAAUGUGGGUCUAGAGAUGCUAGAGUCCAAAAUGGAAGUGACUCCAGAGAUGCAGCGGCGCAUAAACGACGGUUUCAAGCAAUGGAUGGGUUCGUCCCUUCUUUCUUCUGAUGACGAGGAUGAAGCCUCGGAUGACUAUAUCGAGCACAAUGGUCCUAGCCUGACUGCUUCCGUUGAACAACACAGGCAGGAGAAUGAUUUAGAGACCUGACUGCUGUAUAAAUAAAUGUACAUAGAGUUCCACUUAUUGGUUGAGGUUUGGUGUUGUUGUAAAUGCCUGGUUCGGGUGCGAUUGCUAACAAGUGAUUGCUUUUGUUCCUUUUUUCACUAGAGAGAGAGCGGAGAAAAUGAGGGAGUAGUUAGCUUCUCAAGUUCCUCUGUUUGGGGUUUCAUAUUUUGUUAUACUUACCACAUCCCAUUCGCACAUGCAUAGAAAAAAAUAGAUAGGGGCAUACGUGUAUGCACGUUAUUUUCUGAAGUCAAUGCCAUCUGGAAGUCUCAUGGCCUCUUUGGCAGGUAUCUGGAA